CGAAUAUGUCUAUAAUGCAGGCAGAGAUGCCCUACUCAAGACAGCAAGGGGCACGUCUCGUCAGGAUCGGGAAUCUCAUUCAUUCAGCACUUAUCAUCAGACCACGCACCACGGAAGCCAUCCAUCCAGCCAUCCAUCCAUCCACGCAGUCACUCUCGCGUUCGUGCGUUCGUUCAUUCAUUCAUUCAAACCACUCAGGCAGGCUACGAAUGCAUGUGUGUAUGUGAGCAGCACGGCAGAAGGCGUCCACACCAGUCACUCGCCCACUCACCCCCACACGGCACAGCACGGCACCACCCCCGCCAGCUCCACUGCACCAGCCACGGUGCCUCCCUCAUCUGGAAAAGGUGAGGAGCUUCUCCUGGAAGAGGAGCCUGUUCAUGCAGGCGUCGCUCUCGCCCUUCUGCCGGACAAAGCCCGCGAUGGCGAACGUGUGGUUCUCGCCCUCCUUCUUCACGCCCUUCUCGUCCACCUGACCACCCCAUACAGACGGACAGACAGACAGUGAGAGUCACUUGACGUAACCCUCCCUGUGUGCGGUGCUGACGCACCUUGCAGACGUUGAUCUGGACGCUGCCGUGCUCCUUGGCGGGGAGGAUGCGGUUCGUCGCAGAACUGAUGCGCACACAGGCAGACCCGAAAUGUCUGUUGGUGCGGCCGGCCUGUCCUGGUGUCGUCGUCUUACCACUUGCGAGGGAUGUACAGAUCCACGACCUUUCCUUCGUCGUUCUGAGAGACCCGCCAUCCCAUACGCAGGCAAGACAGCAACACGCCACAGGGUGACCCUCUGACUGACUCGACGAGGCGUAGAUCAGCCACCCUUGUCCCUGAUCUGUGUUCCCUUCCUUCCCUUUCGCUCUCCCGCCUCCUCUGUCCCUCCUACCUGCAUGACGGAGCUGGG
Vitrella brassicaformis is the source of this 901-nucleotide messenger RNA. The record is from the annotation of a GenBank genome assembly. NCBI's taxonomy places the organism in Eukaryota, Vitrellaceae.